AUGGCCCCUUGUCGCGCUUUCGCGUUUUUGGUCUCAAUUCCAUUCGUUCUCGGCUCGUCCGACGCCUCCCUUCCGCCGAUACCCGACAAUUACGAUGUCCUUCAAUACGUCGAUCCACUCAUUGGAAGUGCGAAUGGAGGAAAUGUUUUCCCAGGCGCCUCUCUGCCUUAUGGCAUGGCCAAAGCCGUAGCGGAUACAGACUCGCCCAGCAACCAGGGAGGCUUCACGUACGAUGGCAGCCGCAUCACCGGAUUUUCUAGUCUGCAUGAUUCGGGAACCGGAGGCCAGCCUUCCCUCGGAAAUUAUCCUCUGUUCCCCUACGUGAAAUGUCACGACGACGAUGUCAAUGGCUGUGUAUACCCUAAGAAACAACGGAAGACGAAUUACGUUUCCGAUUCGGUUAAGGCAAGCCCUGGUUACUUUGGGCUUACGAUGGAGUCGGGCAUUCGUGUGGACAUGACGGUGGCUCAUCAUACGUCCCUCAUUCGGUUUCAAUUUCCAACGGAUGAUAAAUCGAGUCCUCUGAUCCUUUUGGACCUCACCGAUCUGUCUGAUACGCGCCAGGACAAUGGGACCGUUGACAUAGAUCCUAUGACGGGCCGCAUGACAGGACAUGCUCGCUUUCAACCGAGUUUUGGAAGCGGCACCUACGUUCCCUAUUUCUGUGUCGACUUUGACAGUGCCGCCAAAGUGCGAGACCAUGGUGUUUUUAUUAAUUCACGAGCAAGCACCGAUGUCAAUAACCUCGAAAUUUCACGAAGCAUAAAUGGAUUUCCGCUUCCGGGAGGUGCAUUUGUUCGUUUUGAUUCAGCCUCGAAUAUCACGGUGCAAGCGCGAACUGGUUUGAGUUUUAUCAGCAGCGAGCAGGCAUGCCGCAAUGCCGAAGCCGAAAUCCCCAAUUUUGACUUUGAAGCUACCCAUUCAGCGGCAGUUGAGCUGUGGACGGAGAAGAUGACACCAAUUCGAGUUUCCAAACAGGGGGUUAACUCUUCGGUCUUGACGAAUUUCUACAGUGGGAUUUACCGUACAAUGAUCAACCCGCAAGAUUUUACAGGGGAAAACCCUCUAUGGAAGAGCACCGAGCCAUACUUUGAUUCAUUCUACUGCCUCUGGGAUUCUUUCCGGUCCCAGUUGCCUUUCUUGACUAUCUUUGAUCCGAAGUCUCUGGCCAGAAUGAUCCGCUCUUUGAUCGAUACCCAGCAGAACCUGGGAUGGCUUCCUGACUGCCGCAUGUCUCUCUGCAAAGGAUACACUCAGGGCGGUUCCAACGCGGAUGUCGUUCUUGCGGACGCAUACCUUAAGGGGAUUACGGAAAACAUUGAUUGGCAGGCAGGCUACGCAGCGGUGAAGAAGGACGCUGAAGAAGAACCUUUUGACUGGUCGAAUGAGGGCCGAGGUGGACUGAUCAGCUGGAAAUCGUUGAAUUACAUCCCGGUUGAGGACUUCGACUAUCUUGGAUUUGGAACCAUGACGCGGAGUGUCUCUCGUACACUGGAAUACUGCUACGACGACUUCAGUAUUGCACAGAUGGCCCGUGGUCUGGGAAGGACAGGUGACGUGGAGAAAUACGAAACCAGCUCUCGCAACUGGGAGAAUAUUUUCCGAGAUGAUCAAACCUCGCUCAUCAAUGGGACGGAUACGGGAUUCACAGGGUUCUUCCAGCCCAAGUAUCUUAAUGGGACAUGGGGAUACCAGGACCCUGUCGCCUGCUCUAGCAUUGAUACAAGCGGACGAGCAUGCUCUCUGCAGAACAACGCCGCCGAAACAUUCGAAUCCAGUAUCUGGGAAUACCAAUUCUUUGUCCCCCAUGACAUGGCCACGCUCAUCACCUACCUCGGCGGGCCCUCCCAAUUCGUCCGCCGCCUCGACUACCUUCAUGACACCGGCAUCACCUACAUUGGUAACGAGCCCUCCUUCCUUACUGUCUUCCAAUAUCACUACGCCGCACGCCCCGCCAAAUCGACCGCUCGCGCCCACUUCUACAUCCCCAAAUUCUUCAAUCCCAGCCCCGCCGGUCUCCCGGGUAACGACGACUCCGGGGCUAUGGGCUCUUUCGUCGCAAUGACCAUGAUGGGCCUCUUCCCUAACCCCGGCCAAAACAUCUACCUCAUCGUUGCUCCAUUCUUCGAAUCCGUGUCCAUCACCUCGCCUCUCACGGGGAACGUCGCGACUCUACGCACCGUCAAAUUCGAUCCCAGCUACCGCGACGUGUAUAUCCAGUCCGUGACGCUGGAUGGGAAGCCGUAUACGAAGAGCUGGGUGGGUCACGACUUCUUCACUGAGGGUAGAGAAUUGGUGCUUGUUUUGGGCAGGAAUGAGAGCUCUUGGGGGACGGGGGAGGCGGAUUUCCCUCCUUCGUUGUCGACUUCUACUGGUUGAAUUGGUAGGUAUGCUACUGAACCACUUCCUGGGGAUUGUAAGUAGGAAGAUGGACGAAGUUACCUGAAAUCCAUUGCCUACAAGAUGAGUCGUGCUGAAUGCUAGUUCUUCGGCCUAAAUAUACCGAUCCAUGUGUUAACAUGACUAUAUGCAUCCUCGAUCUAUCGUUGUGAACAGACUAACCCUAAGACUUCUAGAAUAGAAAGGAUUGUAUAUUAACAAGGUGUAAAAUAGAACC
Messenger RNA from Aspergillus steynii IBT 23096, 2617 nucleotides. Its product is annotated as glycoside hydrolase family 92 protein. The transcript is spliced from 7 exons. The record is from RefSeq and is a predicted model, not a curated record. Gene Ontology annotation, biological process: carbohydrate metabolic process; protein quality control for misfolded or incompletely synthesized proteins; glycoprotein catabolic process. Gene Ontology annotation, molecular function: peptide-N4-(N-acetyl-beta-glucosaminyl)asparagine amidase activity; carbohydrate binding. Lineage: Eukaryota; Fungi; Ascomycota; Eurotiomycetes; Eurotiales; Aspergillaceae. Gene Ontology annotation, cellular component: cytosol; nucleus. Bases 1 to 2379 code for a protein of 792 amino acids.